Molecule: messenger RNA, 9157 nt
Organism: Dunckerocampus dactyliophorus (ringed pipefish)
Lineage: Eukaryota; Metazoa; Chordata; Actinopteri; Syngnathiformes; Syngnathidae
Gene: nalf1b
Product: NALCN channel auxiliary factor 1
Exons: 3
Coding region: 610-1869 (419 amino acids)
Biological process (GO): calcium ion import across plasma membrane
Cellular component (GO): plasma membrane
Molecular function (GO): stretch-activated, monoatomic cation-selective, calcium channel activity
Source: RefSeq, a predicted model, not a curated record
UCGCAGCGAUGGAGAUGACGCAAACAGCCUGUGCUCUCCGAAAAAGUCUUUCCAGGCGAACAUGGCGGCAACUUAGGCGCGCUCCAAGAUGACAACGGCCAGCCGGAGACGGAAUUCAAGGCUUCACGCUCGGCUUCGAGGCAGCGACGAGACCGGCCAGUGCGGGCCAGCAGCCGCUUCCCUGUGAGCCCAAUCUGCGGCAGACGCCCCAGCAGGAUCAUCAUCAUCAUCAUCAUCAACAGCAGCAGCAGCAGCACCGAGCAGGCUUGCAACAGCCUGCGACGAAGGAAGGAGGAAGGAAGGGGAGGACACCCGGGAAGGCGAGAGAAAGAGAGAGAGAGAGAGAGAAGGGGGGGCAUGCGGUCAAAGAGGACGCCGUCCCCCCGCGGGGAGCCAUGGAGGAUGCGGCAAGCUUAAUCCGUGCGGGUGGUCUUAUUGGACCGGAAUAGCACCGAUAGCUGCGGGCGCGAUCGAGCUGCGCCCUGCGCCGGCGGAGGCAACGGCACCCGAGGAGAACACAGCCUGCCUCCCAACCCCCCGUAAGUCAAUGAGUAUUGAGACAGAGCAGCCCCCGCGGUGGAGUCGGCCAGGGCAGCACUCUCCUAAAAUAUGACCAGGGGUGCUUGGAUGCGUCGACAGCAUGACGAAGGCGUAAAAUACUGGUUCGCACCCCGAGGGACCGAGAAGCCAUCCACCGAGUCGGAACGGGCCCAGAGAUGGCGACUGUCGCUGGCCUCGCUUCUCUUCAUCACCAUCCUGCUCUCGGAUCACCUGUGGUUCUGCGCCGAGGCCACGCUGACCCGCACCAGGGACAAGCGCUCGGGGUCGGGGGGGCUCGGGAUUAGAGAGACGGGCGAGCAGCCUCACUCCCUGCACUGGGUCCCACCACUACCACCACCAUCAUCAUCAUCACAACCACCAUCAUCAUCAUCACCCCCACCACCGCCUGACCCCUACCGGCUCACCAGAGAGCAAGAUGCUAUUUUUCUAGGGAAUUCUACCGAACCUCUGUGGCGGAUGGACACCUGCCACCCGGACAGCGUGUCCAAAGACUGCUUCACUUUCACGGACGCGGACACCGUGUGCCUGGGCCUCUCCACAGCCGGAGGGGGAGAGGGGACGCAGUCGGCGUACGUGAACCUGAGCGAUUUGUACCUUUCUUUUUGUAAUUCCUACUCACUUUUGGAUUUGUUUUACGGGUUUACGAGUCCACACGACAUGAAUUGCACCCUGGAUAUGGCCAUGGGGGCGGACGCGCCGGGAUGCGGCGAGUGUGUCCGGGCUUACCAGCUCCUCGACCGGCAGGCGGAGGACAACUACCGGGAGUUCGAGCUGUUGGUCCGCAAAUACGAGACGGACGCGUACUCGGUUCGGACGUGCAUGGAGGAAUGCAAGUUGGCAUACAAGCCGUGGCUGUGUUCUCAGUACUUCCAGACCACCCAGAUGCACUGCACUAAGAGAAUCCCCUGUGGUCGAUACUGCUUGGAGGUGCAGCAGCGGUGUCCUUUUGUCCUGCCUGACAAUGAUGAUCUCAUUCAUGGAGGCAGCCCCAGUUUUAUAUGUACAGGGUUGCUGGAGGACCAUCCGUCAGGCGCGGACCCAGAUGCAGAGUGCUGCGACGUGCGGUGGGACUUGAAAGUGGACAACCGCUCUCGGGGGACGCUGAAAAGAACUCACCCGCCAUGUCAGCACCGAACCUCCCUCAGCUCCUCGGCAGCGUGCAGACUGUGUAACAGCCGCCUCAAACUCUGCCUGCUGGUGCUGGUCCUCCUGCACACUGUGGCCAGUCUCACCGCCGCCCACAAUGCAACGGGCCUGGGCCUCCCCGCCAUCACGCCUCUGGAGGAGAGCCCUGCCGGUGAGGAGUGAUGCCAGGAGGAGGUGAGGUUGCGGAUGGAGAAGGGGAUGAAAGAGCGAGGGAGCGAUGGAGCGAGAGGGGGGCGGGUGGGAUUCCCUCACCAUGGCAACCACUAUGGAAAAAUACAGCCACAGUUUUUUUGUUUUUUUGCAGACGUCUGGAGCUGUGCGCCUGUGCGGACAUUGGGCAACACUUCCAAAUGGAAAACACUGGGACGCUUUGACACAAGAGACACACAAACCCAAUCAAAAGGGGACACAAGGGGCUUGUUUAGUUUGUUAGGUAGGGACGGGGGGGACAAUGCCACAGCCUUUGAGUGGGAAGAGUUUCUCUCACUUGAGCUUUUUUUUUUUUUUACACUGUUUCCAAUUCAUGGUUUCUGUUGCACUGCCUGAAUAUGAAACAUCAUAUUCUCUUUCUGACAUUUCAUCCUUUUGCGUGCAGGGAGGCGUUGAAAUGAGAGAUGUAAGGUGUGUAAAAAGAGAAGAAUUUAGCUGCGAGAGUGAUGUGUGCUAGGAUGUUUUUUGUUUAUUCUUUUUUACAUGAUUUCCAAACCCUCACUGUAUUAUUUUGGUGUGUUAAACGUCACAGGGUAUUAAAUGCGGUUAUGACCUGCGCCUACAGUAUGGAAACAAGCUCUGGCCCGGUCUAAACUCCAUCUUUGGUGAUUCGAUCACAGUGGACGACCACAUCAAGGCCACGUUCACACUUGUGGUAUGGUAAUCUGGUUCGGACCAAAACAUUUAAAAAGAUACUUUGGUGCGCACGUUGGUGCGGUUCGCUUUAUUUUUGUCACGAGACCAAAGGCUGCGCAGUACAGAACAUAAGCGUAAAGUAAGGACUUGACUGGGCAGCUUUUGUGACACAGCUCAAUAAUUCCAAACCGAAAUGACAUCUGCUGAGCUGAAAACCUAGUUAUUUUAAUAUUCUGCUGUGUUUAACAGCUUAUAUUUCACAAAAGCUUCUAAAAUAUACUUCUAAAGAGCUGCUGUGACAUAUUACAUGACCAAAUUCAAAUAUUCCAAACCAAAAGGACGUCUGCUGGCCUGAAUACGUAAGUUAUUUUAAUAUUCUGCUGUAUUUAACAGCUUGUAUUUCACAAAAGCUUCUAAAAUAUACUUUUAAGGAGCUUUUGUGACAUUUCACGUGACGCAACUCAAAUAUUCCAAACCAAAAGGACGUCUGCUGGCCUGAAUACGUAAGUUAUUUUAAUAUUCUGCUGUAUUUAACAGCUUGUAUUUCACAAAAGCUUCUAAAAUAUACUUUUAAGGAGCUUUUGUGACAUUUCACGUGACGCAACUCCAAUAUUUCAAACCAAAAUGACGUCUGCUGGGUUGAAUGCGUAGCUUACUUUAAUUCUAUGUUCACCAGUUUUCACAAAAAGCUUAUGAAAUAUACUUUUAAAGAGUGUCUCACACACACACAGGGAGAACGCAUAGCAGAGUGACAGCACAUUUUCUCUUACAUAUUCAUCAUUUUUGCAUCCUUUUUGCUGUCAUUUUAUCACAGGUCCUUGGUCCAUCACAAGUUCUCUUGCAAAUGGGCCAAGACCCAUCUCUCAAGCAGUCUUGGUCCCUUUGUUUUUACUGCAGGCCAGGCUUCAGAUGAUUCACACUUGACCAAGCGAACCACACAAACGCACCAGAGCUCUUUUUAAAAGUGUGAACUGACCCUAAACAUAAUACACACGUACAAUAUCGCAGCCAUGCUAAUCACCUGAUCGCUCUCUCCUGUUGUCGAUUUGCACAGAUGGAAGGGAAAGUGAGGACGUAGCCGUGUGAUCACAUCACCAAAGAAGUGUGGGCCUUACAGGUUUAUGGGUCGCCCUCCCUCACUUUGUUUUGUGAGAUAUUAUUGAUAUUUAACUAACACUGCUUUUGCACGCAUCGGUGCGUUUAUAUCAUGAGAAAGGCUUACCUCUUGAAGGAUAAAUCCGCUUUAUUACAACUCUUUGUAGUCAUGAUGCAGUGUACAGUGGAACCUCUGGAAUGGAAGCCCCCCCGACCUUCUCAAAUAUGACCAAAUUUGGGGGGGGAAAUAUGUUCAAACUGAAUCAGUUGCCAUCACAAAUGAAUUCUCUGCCUUUUGCUUGGGGAUAAUAAAACUCAACAAUAACAAAUACUGGAUAUAAAAACUUUUUUUUAAACUUGAAUAAUGAUUUGGAGUGCAGGAUAAUGUGGGGAAAAAAAUAAAAAAAUCAGGAGUAAUUUUACAAAAAAAAAGUCAAAAUAUGAAAAAAAAGUUGUUAUUUUAUGAGAAUAAUGUCGUAAUAUUACCAGGAAAAAUAAUGUCAUUUUAGUAGCAUAAAGUUGAACUAUUAAAAAAAGAUUUUUUUUUAGUCGUAAUAUGAAAAACAAACAAAACAACAAAUAAAGCUGUACUUUUGGAAUAUUAUGUUAUAUUAUGUCUUUUUGGUAACACGCGGGACACUGGAACUCAUGAAAUUCCGUUUUCAUUAUUUCCAAUGAUAAAAAUUGCUUCUAAAUCUGAAAAAAUUGGACAUUGACCAGCAUCCCAUUCAACCCUAGAGGUUCCACUGUACCCUUCUGAUAAACUUGUUUCUUCAUUAAGAGUGCUUUGGCUUUUGUCUUUUUGUUUUUUUUCUGACUUCUUUUGUCUGCGUGUUUUCCUUUGAUCCUCGGUUUACGACAUAAAGAUGUGACAAGAGUUGUAAAGUGGAGUUAUCCCUGCAAAUCUUCCUAUGGGGUCUGAGCCAAACGAUCAAAAAUCCAAACAAAUAAAACGAAUGAUGAUUAUAACGGUGAUGUGCAACAGGUUGGUGCCCGAAUUGACGUUUUUAAACAUGUUUCGCACUGCUUUGCUGUGACUGAACAACGAAACCUGAGCUGAUUGAGCUUACUAUAGUAACUACAGUACACUAUUCAACAAAAGUGAGUACACCCAUUCCUCAUAUUCCAGCAUGCAUUUGAUGAUAUCUUCUCAAGGGGCAAUACUAUAGAAAUGAAACGGUAGAGCGUGUACAGCAGUAUAGAUUUAAAAUUCACUGAAAUUGAGUCGACACACAUCCAUUACUGUCGGAACAGCUGUCGACACACGUGAGUGCACCUCACAGAGAACGUGUCCAAAUUGUGUUCAAAGUGUCAAACGUUAUCUAGCACUGCCUGAAUCAUCAUCAUAGGCGACCGUGCUCCGCUUCACAAUGUCACAGGACAGGUUGGCGUUCGUGUUUCUCCUCCGUGAACCGCAUCUCACCCGGCGCCGGCGGCACUCAUGCAGCCUGAGACCAUGACGCUACCACCACCAUGUACACCAUCCACUACUCAUUUGUACUGCCAGCUAUUGAGAGAAUAAUGACUGUGUGUUGUGUCAUUUUCAGUGGAUAGUAAAUCUAUACAAUUGCCGAAUUUCGAAGUUUGCUGCUUCACUCAUUUUUUCAUAAUACAUGUAUAUGAAUCAUUGCUGUAUUGUGGUUGACUACGACAUAUUAUUCGUCCCAAAAAUAUGCAUAUACAAGCAAAUUGUACAUAUUUUGGGCCUAAAUUAAGCAUUUACAAGCAUAAAAGUGGUGAAAUGAACUAAAACACAAAUAUAAGGCAUUCAGAAGGUGCAUUGAAAGACACGUUGUGCUAUGCAGUAUACUACACUGGUCACUAGGUGUCAGUAAUGUUACAUGAUGUUACAAUGAUGAGACAAUAGCCGCUGCAGGAAGUACUAGUGUCGAGAAACCGGAACAGCAACAAGGAACUCUCUGAAUGCUAACAUGUGAGUUUAUAUUAUGUCUGAUUUUUUCUUAUGUCUACGACCGUAAAUCCCAGACUAUAAGCCGCUACUUUUUUCACACGCUUUGAACCCUGCCGCUUAAACACAGAUGCGGAUAAUUUAUGGCUAAAAGAAUUCCAGUUCCCAUGAUGCUUAGAGUGUAGAUUCAGGAAGUAAUGAAGUGGAUGCUGAUAUCACGUUUUGAAGUCUUAUUCAGCGAUCGUGUUUUAAUCUGACAAAUCUGAAGUAAGUUUGAUCAAGUGUAGAAUUACUACAGCCUAUGCUUGGACGGCGGUAGCUGUUAAACUCAGAUCAAAACAAGCAUCUCACGUAACAUCACCGGCGCUAACGAGGUACGAUUGCAAGGUUUAUAGUGUCUCUUUGUGUGUAAAUAUCCCAUGUUACAACAUGGACACACACCUACACCUUAUAGACUACUGCUGCGUAUAUAUGUCCAAUUUUUUUUUCUCUUUAAAUUGGUGGGUGCGGUUUAUAUUCAGGUGCGCUCAAUAGUCCAGAAUUUACGGUAUAUUGGGUAAUACAAGCGUAAAGUUGACUGUAGGGGUGUUAUUUCGUGUCUAGAGGGCUAUAAUAAUAUUUAAAAACAUAUUUAGAAGGUCCGAAACGGGUUAUUUAUGCUCUAACUGUGAAAAUAUUCGAUUUAUACAUGAAGAAUCCUAUUUUGCAGAAAUUCACAGCAAUAAACAAGAGAUUACGGUACUGCUAUACUACUCCAAAGUAUAUUCAAGUUCACUUUCUACAGUACUGUUGCUUGGGAAGAAAUACUGUCAUCAAAAUGCUUGCUGAAAUGUGGUGUGUGUACUUUUGUGAGAUACCGUACGUAUAGAGGUUAGCAGGUUUGUUCAUUCGUUCCCAAAAACACUUUUUUUUUGUCUCACAGAACAAAACAUGUCUCCAACCAAAGAUGUGAUGAUGGGAGUCAUUUAACCAAAUUCCCAUUCAGGUUCUGCUUUUAGACAGCGAGACUACGUAACUAUGGGGUUUUUAACAAUGACUGACACGAGUGUUCUGUACAGGCUCUUUUAUUAUUAUGAUUAUUAUUUUUAAAAAGGUACCAGCCAGUCCAAGUAUGCCUGAUCAACUUCUUGAUUGCCAUUUGUCCCAUUUAAUCACCACUUUUUAAAAAGUUGCUUUUCUGUUUACACCUAAACCAAAACUCUUAUUAGUAAUGUAACUCAGGCCUUUUAAUUCACAGGCAACCUGACCACUGGGUGUUACCUUCGCUACUCUGUAAACUGUUAAAUUCCAUGUGCUUAUGCUGAUAAUAAUGAAAACUCACCUCGUGCUGAAAAGGUAUCUUAGCAUACACUACAUGACGUGUAAAACUGAGUUUGUGCAUGAUUUUGUUCAAACCACAUCAUCCCAGCAUUAGCUCUCGUAGCCUGGCAGCCAUUGUGUUCGUUUGACUAAUGUUUCAUGAAGUAAAGGGCUUUUUAAACAAUCACAACACGACAUACUUGUCACCAUACGUUCUGUAACAACUUCCUGUUCGCGAUCGUCCAUUGCCACGAGUCAGCUGACGUUUGGGGUGUAAAUGUUGAACCACAGGAAGGAAUCAUGUGACCUCAAGGGCUGACUUCAUUUGAUUUUGAAUUGAUCAGGUAUUCCAAAAAUUCAACAUGAAGCAUUUGUAUUCCAACUCACGAGAGAUGUCCGAUCCGAUAACUGAUGUCAACCAUUUUAUGAUGCAACGUAUACGUUACAGGAUAUCUGCUAUAUUUUGGCAACCACUAGAUGGUGGUGUUGGUCGUCUUUUGCUUUGGCCCUGCUGCUUAUUCAUGGAUACAAAAAAUGUGUUUGUGUUCUGUGCAAGACAGAGAUCAACCAACAGUCUGCAUGAUUCACUAUAAACCCAACAAAUAAACUCUUAUUUUGGCUAGAUAGCACACGGAGCGACGUGGAUCAACAGAAAUGCACUGAUUAUUUAUCCUGAUCACGGUGAUAACACAUUUAUGAAGUCCAGUUUUUGAGGCCAAACGAUUUGUUCCCCUUAGCCAAAAAUGAAAAAAAAAAAAGAAAAAAGAAAUUUGCUCUUUACAUGGUAACUUGUCACACAAACCAGAGAAAGAACAGGGACACAGACAUAAUCAGACAAACACACACCAAGGAAAUGACACAGUUAUAUGUAUUAUGGCACAUAUUUUUUUUUUUUCGUACACAUCUUAAUUUUGCAAAUGUAUCUGCUCCUCUGCAUUAAAUACAAAAUAUGUAUUGUCACAUGGAAAGAGUGUAUGUCCACGUUUUCACAUUUUUUUGCUCAACCUUCCUUUGUUUAGUUUCCUAUCACAAUCCUUUUUCCCCAGGUAAAUAUUCAUAUAUAAAAAUUAAAAAUAUAUAACAACAAUAAUAAUGUUUAUUUUUAUAUUCAUAAUAAAAAUAGUUAUAAUUAUUUUUCUGUUAUUAUUAGUAGUAUUAUUAUUUCUGUGUGGUCUUUCAGGUACAAACAAAGUUUUCUAUAUAAUAAUAUAUUUUGUUUUGUUUUGUUUUUUUAAACUUUUAUUUAAAAAAUGUAUUACUUUGUGUUUUUUUUCCUCCCAAAUUUGAACAUACAUGCUUUUCAGAGGCUACAUUGAAAGAGGGAGCAUUUCUUUCCCUUACAGCGCCAUCAGCUGGAUGUGGCGGGCCGUAGGGCGACCCCACCACCAAACCAGAUUGCAAAAGCAACCCUAAAGUGAGGCGAGGUGUUUUGUCUUUGUAAAGCAUGGAGAGCAACAGGAAGUAAACAGGGUUCGUCAGGGUCAUGGAACCUUUGGCUUUCAGCUCAUCAACAUCAACAAACCUCGCCAGAAGCACAUGUGUUCAAAUGUUUGUCGCUGCUUGCUGCACAAAAGGGCAUUUUGUGAGCAACGGUUUCUUCUAAGCAACAACGGAAUACCACAUUUUAAUGUAAAAAUCCCCAAUCUGGUUAUGCAGGCAUGCACGCAACACUGCUGUGGUUUGUUCCUAUCUGUGUUUCAUCAUGUUGAGGAGAAGUGAGCUCAGACUAUUAUGGUCUGUAGCAGUUGUAGCAGUUCUACGCUAUCACACGCCAACAUACAAACACAUGUUUUGCGUGUUCCCCCAGAACCAAAUGGCAUACAUUCUCUCCUGUGGAUCUAUGCAGAAGCCCAUUCACUUUUUGCUUGAUUUUGGUUGUAAAUAUGUUCCCCGGCGUGCACCUUGUGACUUGAUGUCAUGUUCUUUUACAGUUCCUCCUCCUUUAUUUUGUAUCAUUUUGAGCACCGAUACGUUUACGGAGACUGUGUCGCGAGUUUAUUUGUCCUCAGUUUUUGUCGAGAGAGCGAGAGAAAGAAAGAAAGAGGUUGUGGUUGGAGUGUGAAUGCAGAAAGAUUUUAACGACUCUAGAAAUGGAAAAAGGCGUAUAGAAGUAUCAUUGCUGAUUAUUGAUUAUUAUGGUUACUAUUACACUACCAGUAUAUUGUAAUAUUAUAGAUGCUUUAGUUGGACUAACUUCUUUCAUUUUUCUACAGACGACUUUGAUGAAAUGAUUUCUAAAAACAAGUCUCAAGUCAUGAUCUUUUUCGAAGACGUAUGAAAACUACUGCUACCAUGAUUAAA